AUGAAGUCGCAAACCACUGACCAAGUUUUGGAAACCAUAGGCAGCUUUGGUCGCUAUCAGAUCGUUCUUAACAUAUUUUUUAACUUAGCAUAUGCUUUUUGGUGGUCUGUUCCUGUGAUGGGAAUGGUUUUCAUCGCGGGAGAGCCUGGCUGGAAGUGUAAAAAUAAAGCUACCUGUCCCUUUAAUGAAACCAUUAAUCUCGGAGGUGACAAGUACUCCUUCAGAUGUGAUAUUCCAAGGAAAGACUGGGAGUUUGCUGAUGACUUCACUUCAAUAGUAACUGAGGUAUUCAUUCACCCCAGUAUUGCCAUAAAAGCUUAGGGGAGGGGAGUUACAGUAUUGUUUUGGUGCGACGAGUUAAGUUAGCAAGGCAACAUAUUCCAAAAGAGCCAAAAGAAAAAUUGUCAAUUUUACACCUUUGUAGUAAAUGCCAAUAUGACUGAUGGUUAGUAAAACCUGUAUACGAUCGAAUUAAUUGUAAGUUACUCUGUGGUGGAAAAUUAGAUUUCGGGAAUCAGGAACCCCAAUUGUUUUGAAAGUGUAUUCUGGCAGUUUUAAAGAUGCCCCCCUCUUUUUCUUUUCUUUUAUUUCUUUCUUUUCUUUAUUCUUUCUUAUUUUCGUUCAACAGUCUUUUUGCCAGUAACAUUUUUAAUGUAAUAAUGUUAUAUUUCUUUGGAUUUAUAGUUUGACCUUGUAUGCGACCGAGGAUCUUUGGGUUUCGUCGCGACCUCUGUUAUCUUUGCCGGUUUUUUCAUCGGGAGCAUUCUUGUUAGUCCCAUCUCUGACAAGUUUGGCAGGAAGCUUCCUCUUUUCAUCUGCGGCUUUUUGUGCUGUGUUUUUCAUUUUGCUUCAUCCUUUGCUCCUGUAUUCUGGUUGUUUGCUCUUUUUCGAGCCAUCAUUGGGUUCAUGAUCGGUGAGACUUUAAUGUUUCUUUUUCAUACUUAAUACUUACUAGUGAUUUUUUUGUACGAGGCACUUGGGUGGUAAUAGGUCAACCUACUAGAAAUUGAUACGUAAUUUACUUCCUCACUAACCUUGGCUCUGAAGAAAAUCCGAAGACAAUUGUUUAGUAUAAACGGUCUAAGUUUGUGAAAGUUAGGUUUAGGGGUGUUAAUUUUAGAGGUAUUAUUCAUUCUUUGUGUUCAAGGCCAAGUUGAUCAUUGCGGCUUCACAUCACGCCCGAAGGCAAGUCAGUAGGCAGUCAUAGGCUCGAGCUCCUCUUUGUUCAGUGCCAAAACAUGAUCAACCAAAAGCAUUAAUAUAUAGAUUUGGCCGGGGCUAAAAUCGAAGUUCCCAAUAAUAAAUUUAUGAUUUAAAUCAAACAAUUAUCUUGUAAUCCACAAAUCAGUUAACUUUAGAUCACAUUUAUGUGAAGACAGGUCAAGUGAUUUUAGAGAAAAAUAAUUCGCGAACGGUCCAAGAGUGAAACAAAUCUUACAUCGAGUUAAUAGCCUUAUGUGUGCACCCCCAAAAUAGCAAUCAUCUUCGAUCACAUUUUUAUGGCUCUUGAUCAUAGUAUAUUAGGCCUGGAAAACACAAGCGCCAAAUUUGCAGUGGGUCAAAACUGGGGUAAGAAGAGGCCAGUUUAGAGGAGCUUAAAGCCUACUAAAGAGACAUUUUUACCGGAAGCAAAGCAAAUUCUUCCGGUAGAUCUCAGUAAUAAAAUGUACGUAAAGACUGUAGUUACCAGCCGACAACGGUAAGUGGCAGCCAUGUUAAAGUGGGCGUAAAAAAAAGGCCGGCGGCGGUCCGUGUACGGUCACGUGAUUGCCAAAUUUUCGAGGAUGGAUAGAUUUACUUAGCUAUGAGACUACGCUCGAGCGCGCGCAAAGCGUGCGUGGAACUCCGCUAUUAUAGGUCUUUUUGUUUGAUGUUUAAAAACAUGCUAUUUGUUGUGACGUUUCCAGCUCUAAUCCUUCAUUAGAGUGCACGUUAGUGGAUCAAACAUGUGUCGUUAAGUCCAGAAUUGACUGAUCUUUUUUUCCCUCCCUAUAUAGGUGCGUACAGCAUCCCAUUAUUUGUACUGUUAACGGAGUUUUCUGGUGUACGUCAUAGAGGAAUGACGGGGGGUUUGGUAUGGACUGGUUUCUUUUUAAUGGCUAUGGCUUUGGCGGGGUUUGCAUACGCCAUACGGGAUUGGAGAACUUUCACCAUGGUGACUGGAGCCUCGGGAAUUCUUCUCGUCUCUGGCUGGUUGUAAGUACAAGCAAAGUGUCCGCCGGGGCAAGUCUACGUCUAUAACUGCGAUGAUCUUCGUCAUAUUUUAAGUUCUUUAGUGUUGUUGUUGUUAAAUGUUCAAAGGACAACCCUUUUAGUACGGUUGUUUUACUGCAAACAUGGAUAUGCCGUUAUCAGGAAGAAAAAUAAUUAGAAGCUUUUGCUGGUGUGUGACAAAUCCUCGUGCAUGGGUUAUUAUAUAUUCAUUUUUUUUCAUAGCUUCAUCCCAGAGUCUGUCCGUUGGCUUCUUAAGAAAGGACGGCAAUCUGAAGCAAGAACAAUUCUCGCUAAAGUUGCGAGAUUGAAUAAAAAAGAAAUGCCAGAGGUAGAACUGAAAAUGCCAAAAGAAGAGACACUUGGUGACUUGCGAGAUCUGUUUUCUUCGCGAAAAAUGGCUCACAGGACCCUAGUCUCAUGGCUUAUCUGGUAAGGGUGUUUUUGUUUUUACAAGAAUAUCAUAGUUGUACGUAUUGCUCGAAAGAAAAAUAAAUCAAAUUACUCUUGUUUCGUUGCUUAUUAAGAUACGUGGUAAGGGAUGCUUAUUUCGUAGUUUUCAAUGAUGCUGAGUACGAAAUCGUGAGAAAUUACGCAAAUGAAGCAGGGUGUUGUUCAGGAUUGUGGAAUUCUCUUAGCCCCUUUGGCGGGGAAUUGUCCACCAUUGAUGUUUUGCUUGUUCUUUGCUCAUUAGGUUGGCUGCCUCCUUUAUUUCAUGGGGUAUAGCCUUUGCGUCUCCAUUUGUUGGAGGUAAUAUCUACGUGAACGUUGUGAUAUCGUCCUGUGCCAGCGUGCCUGCAUAUCCAGUUAGUGCGCUCUUGACUCUAAGGUAAUUGAACUAAUUUUAAUCGAACCUCUUGCUCAGAACAACCUCUGCCUUGGAAUAUGCAAAAUGACCUUAUAUUUUGGUGAACUGGAAGAGCAUAACCUACAACAACAACGACCUUGAUUUGCAUGACCAUACAAACACAUACAGUAUUGCAAAAGCUAUGUUUAGGAAUCAAAAUUACAACACAGGGCAAUUACGUUACUUUGAUAAUAAUUUGUCACGAACAUCAAAACAAGCUGAAAUAUAUUUUAUGAAUUGUAUAUUGAUAAAGUAAUUAGAAGAGUUCAUCAGCUCAUUGAUCAAACCGUUAAUAGGUAACUGGGUAAGAAUGAGAAUGAGAAUGUUGAAGGUUGUUUUGACAAUACAAUUGAGGAAUUUCCAUAGGGAGGGAUCCCAUAGGGAAGCAAAAAUUUUAGUUACUCAGUGUUUUGGUACAUAGAUAUUCAGGUGCAUUUCCCUAACACCUCUCUUAGUGGCGCUUAUCCAUAGUGGAGCCUCUCGCACACGAUUGCACGUGUAGCGGAGCACCAUGGGUAAGAACAUUUGGAUGUUAAAUAGUCCAGUUUCGAGUUCGCUAAUGACAGCUGAAUAACAGAAGUGAAGAGGCAUUUUUUACAGACUUAGCCUCCAUCUGAAGUAAAUUUAUCUACAAAUUCCAACGAGAGGAAGACCUUUUGGUUACUCUGUGUAUUGCGUCUUUUCAAAUUUCAAACACUUACUUGUGGGAAUUUUAGCCUGAAUUUCAUCUGAUUACUUCGAGUCUUAAUUACUCCCUCAUCAACGUCUGAAUCGACCGGGCAGUGACGUCACUACUCCUUCGCUUUCAUUCAUGCAAAAAGUAAAACACGAUUUUCAACUGUGGGAAAUCAAGAAAUAUCGUUUGAAAAUGUCUACAUGAUACAGAACAGCUGACAGAAUUGCUUUUAUUACUCUUUUCGAUCGUAAUUCAUGUUUUUAACGUUCAAACUAUCAAUAUCAACUGCAUGCAGUACUCUCUUAACGGGUUGUAAUUCAAACUCGGUCGCAAUCACCCAAUGAAAUAAAUACAAACACGAAACACUUAGUUGAAAAACACAACAAUUUACUUUAAUUGAAAAGAAGCUAAUUAACGAAGAAAAAAUACAACAUGGAAACAAGAAAGAAAAGCUAACAGAAUCAUGACAACAUGACAUUGCUCUUGAGAAACUUUGCGUAAACAAAAUCACUGCGGAAACCACAAAGCGGCUCUAAAAGAAAAACCUAGCGACUCUCCGCAAUGAUUCUUCAUUCGCAGUUCAAUUUAGCUAUUCAGUUUGGAAGACAAGGACAAUUUUGCUGUUUACGAUGAAGAUUGUCGAAAUGUUUGAACUCCUUGCAUGCAUAUGCAUGCCGCCGAUGCGAUCCGCUGAAUAUCAAGCGACAAUCCCGCUAAACUUUCUCAUAAUUAUACAUAAUUAUGCGCAUGUUUAGACAACGAACCCAUCAAAAUCACUACCCGGUUUUCGGGUAGUAGUGACCUGAUCACCGAACAGCAUUAACGGCUGGUCGCUUCAGACGUUUGCUGAGAGGAGAAAACGACUCGAAGUAAUCGGAUGAAAUUCAGGCUACGGGAAUUUGUGAAAUAUUUUGCUUUAUGUCGAGGCUACCCUAUAUAAAUGUGUCGUUAAUGUUUGUAUUCAGCGGUAACUGUUAAUUCAAAACUAGACAAUUUUUUCCUGAAAAAAUCGUUCGUAGGUACGUCCGUAUGUCCACCCUUUCAUGUUAGCGGAUGUGUAGUAUCUUACUACCUUAAAAACCAAGGAAUAUACAAAUUGCGCUUAACUUGAUAUUGGACAUCCCUGUCAUGAUCAAUUGACAGCUGCCAUAAUAGGAUACCUGCUGAACAGUGUCAUGACUGCAUCGCAAGUCCACUUGCACAACUCAUUGAGGCGACGUGUUCUUUUAAAGGUCUUCGCUAACCGUUUAUGGUUUCAAGAAAUCGCAGGCUCAGAACACUUAAAAGUACUCGGGAGAGCUUCGCUUUCAGGUCUUCGCUAAAUCUGUAUAUUAAAGUAUCUGUUCUGGUCAAAAAAUGUUAAAAUAUUUACUGCACUAUAUUUCUGGGAAGGUAAAAUGCCUUGAAAGAAUUGUUUAUAUUUCUUUCAACUUUUUUUUCGAAGGGUUGGUCGCCGAAAAAUUCUCAUGAUUUCGUUUUUGGUGGCUGCUGUUGGUGCAAUAGGUGCGCUCCUACUCACUGACAAAGCAGAGGACGAUCAAGGUACGUCAUCAACUUAAAUCUCAUGACAAGGAUGCAAGUAUCGAGUAUCGUUUAGGAGUAUCGAGUUCCUUAGAAAUUCUGAGCUAUUCCCACAACUCGCAUUCUUUCCUAUUGUAAGUAAUGCAAGGCAAAUGAAUUUCAAUUUUUCAAAAAAUCGAACACUUACUCAUGUAUUGAGAUCCCCAAUAAAUCAAGAAACAGGAAAGGAAAGGAGAGAAAAGAAAUAUGCCAGAAGCCACUAUCGCUAAGCAACUUUUAAAAUCUCAGCUCCGUCCUUGUUACCCGCCUAUUCUGAUCAACUGAAUGCCGCCCUUAAACUAGGUUAACUUAGACUGAUUGCUACAUUAACACCCAACAUCUUUUCUCAAUCUAUCCCUCAGGAUACUUGGCAGGGAAAAUCUUCAUGUCUAUGGUGGUUGCCAAGUUUAGCAUUGAGAUUUCAUUUUCGUUGGUGUAUAUUUACUCUGCGGAGCUGUUUCCGACAACUUUAAGGUGAGAGACUUUACUAUAUCGCUCUCGGUUUUUGAUGCCUUAAUUGCUUUAGGGUCGUGGCUGAUAACCAAAACAUUUUGCCACGAGUAUUUUCGUUCUACAGCUAUUUUGCUCAUGCAACGAGACACUACAGAAAAGAUAAUAUUCAUAACAAAAUUUGACGGCCAACUAUAAAUCUCUGCAUCUCAAAUUUACCUUAUAAACCAAACAAAUUAGCAUAACAGCUACAGUUUUGCAUUAACGGUUCAAACUUGUUCUUUCGUUUUUCUCAGGAGUGUUGGCAUGGGAACAUCAACAGCAUCUGCUCGUGUGAGCGCCUUUGCCGCUGCUUACGCGCCUCUUUUGGUAAGUGACCACCCUGAUUGUCCUUAUCGAUUGGGUCUAGGGGAAGGGCCCUUAGGAAACUUGUGCAGUUUUAGCAGCCGCCGCCGCCAUCGUCGUUGUUGCUUCAGCUCCCUUUUGACUCUCGUUCCAAAACAAUAAGAAGCCAAGGAUAUUUUGAGUUGCGAGAGCUAAUCAAAACGUGCGAAAACUAAUUUCUGUCCACUGAUUUGGUAAAUACCAGGAGCCUAAUACUUAUAACUGGAAGCUAAAUCUUAAUGCCUCGACUGUUACAAAGGUUUUACAUGCAUUUUGAUGGGUCAAUUAUUUUUUACUAGUAAUAGGACCGGCUCUCAGCGACAUUUCAGGUUAACUCAACGUUUGCUUCACCUUUCUUUUUCAGCUCACCGUUCACCGUUUCUUGCCGUUUGGAAUCAUGGCUGGCCUCGCAGUUGCAGCAGCAAUUGCAGUUAUGACUGCACCUGAAACCCAUAACCAACCCACCUUGGAAAAUUUGUGCCUCGAUCAAAAUGAUGACGAUAAAAACAACAAAAAUGCUGAUAAUGUGGACAGCGAGAAAAGCACCUUGAUGUAAAUUACCUCCGCACUUCAAAUACACGUUUUUAAACCUGUUUAAACCUGUUUAAAAACAAGCUAAGGCUUUAGCACAUUUGCUUACGCUUAUAAUUGCUGUAUUAACGCGAGCCUAGUGUACUCGUUUUUCAAUGACGCGGAAUGGCGACCAGGUUUAGACCAAGUACAAUGUAGCAAUCAAUUAGGAAUUACACUCUUCUAAGUAAACGAGAAGGAAUAAUCGGGAGAAAGGAUGAAAGAAGGCGAAUUUACUUUUUGUUAAAGAGCAACGUUUUCACUACCGCUGUAGCCGUCAUGGAACUUCCUACUUAGGGUUGACUGACGUGUGGCGGGAAAAAAUACUUCCGGUCACAGUGUUACAGGCUUUCGUAGUCUUUUCUUAAGGUAGAGAGCUCACCGCGCGGUUGUACAAAUACUCAUGACUUUUAGCCAGCUCCACCUGAACUCGAGCCGAGCGUGGCACGCGACAUAAUGUCCCGCGAUCAAGGGAAGUCAGAUGUCAUUUGACGUUUUAAUGUAGACGUCAGCCGCGUCACUUGGACAUGCACGCUCCAUGGAAACGCAAACGAUCGCUCGUAGUGCUCUCUCUCCCUUGGUAGCGUGGCGUCCGGCCUGGAGAAACCAUUGCUCGCAAAGCAAAGUUUUGGUUACGUGGUAAGAAAGCAAUAUUUAGCUGUCCAGUCCAUCUAGAGUUUAUUUCAAUAUCAUUUUGUAUCCUGGUCCAACAAAGAUCGGGCUACAAUUCAUGUACUACUGCUUGAAUGGACCUUAUUCUUUUAAAACUGAUGUAGUAACUAGGUACUGUGUAGUGCCAGAAAAUAUCCUUACCCUCCCCACGUAGGGCAUUUUUGCUUUAGACCCCCCACCCGCCUGGAAUUUCCAUUCCACGGGGUGCCUGUCAGACCCUAGCACCCCCUGCAUUUCCGUAAUUUUCCAGCUUGGUUAGGCACCCCCUUGAAAGAAUAUUUCCAUCAAAAAAGCUGUUGCAUUAUACUAUUAGGCGAAAGACAAUUGUUGAUAAAGUGAGGAAAAAUAUUUUGAUUAGCGUGAAAACAGUGUCUAAUAACCUCAAUUUUGCCUUGUGAAGGUUUUCCUUUAGUUAAUAAUUAAGUCAUUGAGAAACAUGGAGGGGAUACCGUCCAAGACAACACUACUCAAGUUGCCCUGUGGAUGACCGAACAGUUGUUAUAGUCACUGUGUCGUUGGGCGCCCCUGUCAACUAUCGCCUAACGCUUCCACUACUUUCUUUACCCAUAUAGUUUUAUUUUUCAGUUUUACUCUCGGCCAUUUUGCCAUGUCCUGAGUGUGCGCUUUAGUACCGGUCUUGAGACUGAAACUUGGUAGCUCAUCAGAAAUUCAUGAUCAGAACUCUGGAAAAGAAAGUCUCCGACCAUAACUUUAAUUUGUCUCUGUCAUCAGUGAAGCGGAUAUUGAGGCUGCAUCCGCUUCUGGGCCCGUUUCUCGAAUGUCCCUAAAGCUGUUGUUGUUUACAUGCAAGACAGAGAUUUCAGUAGUUUUGCAUCUAACAUGAUAAAAUUAUCAGUUAAUGAAAAAUAUGGAGUAUUUUGCUAGCCAAAACCCGCGCCCCCCUUAUUCCUUUUAUUUCGAUUUGAAUAUUUGAUUUCGGGCCUGAAAAGUUUUUUUCUGAAAGGCAUUGUGGGUGGUUUUGAGUUCUCUUUUUUUCAAAAAAAUUUGAAAGAAUUGGCACGAAAUUUAAGGCCAUG
This is a messenger RNA of Porites lobata, 8407 nucleotides long. NCBI's taxonomy places the organism in Eukaryota, Metazoa, Cnidaria, Anthozoa, Scleractinia, Poritidae. The record is from the annotation of a GenBank genome assembly.